AUGAAGUGCUCGUGUAGUGAUGGUGAGUGCGCGGAACAUGAUGGACAGGAAAUAAAUACAGAGUAUCUGGAAAAAUUCACGAAAAUGGUUCAAAAUGCGUCAGUAUUGGCAAACAGGUUGUCAUCAAAAGAACUUCUGUCAGCAUUCCAGAUUUCAUUUCAUUUAAUGGAAAAAAUCAGUUAUGUAAUACUUAGUAUGUGCAAAACGUCUAAAGGGGAAACUGAUGAGUUCAAAAGCUUUCAAACGCUCUGUAGGUAUCCAUCUUACCCACGUCCCAUGAUAAAAAACGAUCUCCCAAUGAGCUUUUGUUCUAUAAAAGUUCAAUCUUUAAAUGAAAAUGGUGAUUGUAAAGUAAUCGAUCAACAAGAAUCACAACUUGAAGUGCUCAUUGAAGAAGAAGAUGAAGAAGAAAGCGAUGAAAAUCUAUGUGAUUCUGGCAUUGCUUCAAAUCGUGAUGGAAAUUUCAUUACUGAAUCUACUAUUUCUAAUUCUUCUUGUCAAAAAUUUAGUCCAGUAAAUGAAAAUCAUAGUCCAAAUAACUAUUCAAAUAAAUGCCUUUCUUCUCCAAUCACAAAUGAAUCUAGUGUAAUUGAUAUAGAUGAAAAUUAUUCUAUGAUUGCUGAUAAAUGUGCUAAUCUAGAGGAAGUAGUAGUAAUACCUGGAACAGAACCAACAUCUGAAAUGUUCGAUAAUGACAUUAAACAAAUUAAUAUGACAGGAAAUAUUUCUAAAAUUCAGUUAAAAAAUCGAGUUUCAACAAUUCGAAAAACUACUUCAACAAACAAUGAUAAACAAUUUGAAAAUGGAUCUAUAUCUUCAGAUAUUUUAGAUCAGCAAAAUAAUAAUUCUGCAGAACUAUAUGAAAGUCAAGCAACAAUACUGACAAAUAAAUCCCAAGUUGAUGCAAAACGGUGGCGUUUAACUAGUGCUGAUAAAUUAAAUACUUUAAUUGAUGAAUGUGAACGUCAAAUUAAUGGUAGAAAACUAUAUGUUUGUAAAUUUUGUGGAAAAAUCUAUGAGAUUAAAAGUAGUAUGCGUUAUCACAUGAAAAUUAUUCAUUUACAGAUGCAUUUACGCACUACAGAAAUGCAAUGUCGUAUAUGCGGUAAACAAUUCACAUGUGUUAGCGCUGUUAACCGUCAUCAAUCCAAGUGUAUUUUAUCAACAAUUAAUGAUUCGAGACUAAAAAAUAAUACUGUACCAUCUAAUCAGUCAUUAUUUACUAGUCCAAUAAUAACAACUGGAACAACAACAUCGUCUACAGACAGUGAUAUGCAUCCUCGUUUAUCUGAAAAUUCGUUUACUUCACAAAUAUCGGAUAGUUGUAAUAAUAAUGAUUUGAAUCAUAACACAUCACUUACUGAUUCAAAUCUAAUGGUGGAGUCAUUGAAUUCAGCUUCAAAACAUUUUACUGAUCUUGUUAAUUUUCCAAGUGUAUUUCGUAUACCAGAUACGUGCUGUACAACGACACAAUUUAUGAAUCAGUCAAUAUCUAAAAUCUAUCAAAGUUCACAAAUAACAAGUUUAAAUUUACGAAAUUUUAUUCCAUCAUCUGACUUAGUUAAUUUACCAAAUAAAUCUAAUUCUAAUAGUUUACCUUUCCAACCAUUUAAUAGUAGUAAUGAUACACGAUCAUUUUUAAAUCCAAUAAAUAAUCAUUGUAUGAAUUGUUCUGAUUCUUCAUCACAAUGGAACUCAUCAACUUGGUCUACGAUGUCUAAUUUAGGAUGUAAUUUUACUGAAUUGACUCCUGCACAAAUUGAUAUUUGUAUGAAAGCAGUUGUCCAAGGUAUUUGUUCAACUGUAGGACAAUGUACCACUAAUACUACUACUAAUAAUAAUGGUAAUAGUAGUAAUAAUAUUGUCAGCAGUUAUAGAACUAAUCAAGAAUACAAUGAAUCUAAUCAUGUACCAACUGAUCCAUGUCAAAUAACGGAUGAAACACAAUGGGAUUUAUCAAAUAAAAAUGUAUCAGAUUUUUCUGAAACAACAGAAAGAACUUUAAAUUCAUCACAAGCCAAUGAAAUGGUAGCCAUAGAUUUAUCUUCACGUCCUCGGUCGGCUACAUUAAUGAUUGAAUCAUUUUAA
This is a messenger RNA of Schistosoma margrebowiei, 2088 nucleotides long. The record is from the annotation of a GenBank genome assembly. NCBI's taxonomy places the organism in Eukaryota, Metazoa, Platyhelminthes, Trematoda, Strigeidida, Schistosomatidae.